Molecule: messenger RNA, 1963 nt
Organism: Aspergillus costaricaensis CBS 115574
Lineage: Eukaryota; Fungi; Ascomycota; Eurotiomycetes; Eurotiales; Aspergillaceae
Exons: 1
Coding region: 92-1891 (599 amino acids)
Source: RefSeq, a predicted model, not a curated record
CUUAGUUCUCCACCCGCAUCUUCAUCCGCUUAACCUUUCGCACCCCUCUAAUCCCGGCCGAAGAACCUGGUAUCGGGGAGGAACAGAACAGAUGGAAGCCCGUAUUGGAUCGGACAACGGCACUGGGCCUGCCGCUCCAGCGUACGGAAUCCCACACCUCAUCGACGAGAAGCAGCAGGACAAAUAUCCAUUGCUGCUUGUCUACCUGGCCAAGCAAACCCCAGCCGAACAAGCUUAUCUUGCUUCUCGCCUACACGAGUUCUUUAGAAAGGAAAAUAUAACACUGACAAGAUGGCAACCAUCCUCGGGGCUGCUACGUCGAGUCGCCCUCCAUGGCUCUUGCCCAGACAGCCAGGCGAACAUCCACGCAAUGGCCAUCUUAGCAUAUCGGGCUGGAUGGACAAGAUUCCUCGUAGCAGAUGGUCUCACCCAGCGCCAGGUACAUGGCAAUCUUCGCUUGUGGGAGGAUCCACUGUUGUCACUGGUAAUGGUCGUUGUCAAGCCAGAGCCAGUUGUCUUAGCCCCAACGGGCGAUUUUUGCGUCUUCGCUAAGCGGGCCACUGUAGACGGGUUCAGCAAAGAUUUUCUUGAAAAGCUUUCCAACUUGCAACCACCGAAGAGGUCGCUCAUGCAUAACAUUGAACGCGAUCGAUAUGAUGAUCCUGGCCUCACUCUCUAUGACCCUGACCGGCCCCCAUUUUCCGCCGACAGAGCAACCUCUCUCAGUCACGAAGAACGGUUCAAUAUUACCGCGGCCUUCUUGACAAAACACACACCAUUGCCACCGGAGCUGGCGGAGCAAGUCCUGGACUGGCUUUCUAUAGCCAACGAGACUCCUAUGUGGUUGCCGCCGUGGAUAUACCACAAGGAAAAGCACUUGAACAUCUUUCUCCUGUUCCCAGCCACGCAACCCGAGCUUCAUCAUAUCCAAACCCUCUUUCAGAACGUCAUUGAGGACUACCGGAAAAUCGAGCGCGCCGGUGUUCGAUCAUAUACCAUCACUUUCAUCCCUUGGGAAUAUCACAGAACCAGGUCUCGCCGUGACCUCGCAAACCUAUGGGAGGCGUAUCGGCUUAGAACAGGGGACAACUCAGCCCCAUUCAAUAUUUACUUCCUUCAACAGAUGCCCGUCGCUCAGAAUGUUAACGACCUUGAACUAGGGAUUGUCAAGUACGAACGAGGUGAUUUGCCAAAUGUGGCACGAAUAACCCUGAAAAACAUAAUCCUAGACAGAGGACCCUGGAUUGAAAUGAUGAGAAGACGAGGACAGGCGGCAGAACAGUACAUGUACAGUCACAAGGUCGACCCGGAGCUACUGCGUCCAUUUGACCAACCGUUCUACCCCAAUCCACCGCGAUGGCUCCCAGCAAAGAAAGGGCAAUACACCAUACCAGUGUUUUAUCUCACGAAAGACCUCUCCCGGACCGAAAAAUACGAGAUAGAAAAAGAAAUCCGCACGUUAGGCCAAGUGGAAGAGAGUCACUGGGGAUCUAAAGUUGCAUGUUACGUUCCCUGGGACAGUGAAGCGGAUGGCACACUCGACGACGUCUGGAAGAUCUUCUGGGAAGUCUUCACCUAUCACGGAGAACGCGACAGCCAUUUCCCUAUCUUCUUCAUAGAUGUCCAAUCGGCGAUGGACGAUACCGUCCUUGUUGUGCAUCCGGAUCAUUUGUGGUUUGACCAGUCCAACCAUAGAGCGCUGGCAAUGCUGCAGAACGUGAUGUACCCUAGUGUACGUGGGCUUCAGUACGGUCGGGUGAGAGGUCGCGAGGCGCAUACUAUGCAUUCGAAUGUUAGCGUCGGCAACAUGUUCUUCGAGGAGUAUACGCGACCCCAGCGCUUUCCGAGACCGGAUUGGCCUUGUCAUGGGUUCCCGGCAGCGCAGGUGUGAUGAUUACUGAUUUGUCCUUUUAUUUGUUGUGCGGUGACCUCUUGGAUAUUCUCUGAAAUUGUUGCGCCGUAG